This is a messenger RNA of Melanaphis sacchari, 1558 nucleotides long. RefSeq names its product lysosomal acid phosphatase-like. Gene Ontology annotation, molecular function: phosphatase activity. Bases 272 to 1477 code for a protein of 401 amino acids. Gene Ontology annotation, biological process: dephosphorylation. NCBI's taxonomy places the organism in Eukaryota, Metazoa, Arthropoda, Insecta, Hemiptera, Aphididae. The transcript is spliced from 8 exons. The record is from RefSeq and is a predicted model, not a curated record.
UUACUAUUAUACUACAGGCACUCGUAGUUCUUGUUAGUUAUUAUUGAGGCACGGAUGUUGUUGCACCUGUAACUUUUUUCUACUUUUAAUUGCUAAGGUUUACCUGAAGAUUAGGCGGUAAGAGAUUUAGUUUAUUUUAAGUACGCUCCUAAAAAACCAAGUUUUUCAAGGUAUAAAAACUCACAGUCUCCAAAACGAAUAAGUAUAGGUAUGCAAUAUACAUCCACGCGUUAAACCAGCUAAUAUAGUUUCGGUACCGUUAUUAGUCAUUAUGUCUCAAAAUGAGAUUAAUAAAAAUAGCGUUUCCCCAAAAAAAGUAUCAAUUUUGAAAAAUGAAAAAAGAGGAGCAUUUGCAGCUAUAUUAUUGUCCGGAGUAAUAAUCACCGUAUUCGUGGUGUAUUAUUUAAUAUUAGGCGAGGAGUCACGGAAAAAAAAUUCAUUACAACUCAUCAUAGCCAUUUUUAGACAAGGUGACCGAAGUCCAUUGAAAUGGGAAACUUAUCCUAAUGACCUUUAUCCGCCUAUGAGCGAAGGGACAUGGCCAGAUGGCUUAGGACAGUUGACCAAUGCAGGAAAAUUAAAGUCAUAUGAAUUUGGAAGACGAUUUCGAAAGCGAUAUACGAAAUUUCUCCCAGUCACCUACAACAGUAGUUUAGUUUCAGUACAGAGUACAGAAUUUGAUCGUACACAAAUGACAGCAUCAGCAUUUUUAGCAGGAGCAUUUCCACCCAAUGGCAGACAAAUUUGGAACAACGAUUUACAAUGGAUACCUAUACCAAUUUAUUCGAUACCUCCAAAUCAAGACAACAUACUAAGAGUAACAAAACCUUGCCCUGCUUAUGAUGCAGAAUUUGAAAAAGCAAAAAAUGAAACUGAAAAACAAAUGUUAAUUAAAUAUGAAACUUUUUUCAACUAUGUAUCUAAUCACACAGGUUUGGAAAUAAAACAUCUAUCAGACAUUGAAAAUAUAUUUAAUUCAUUAACUAUUCAGCAAAGAAAUCAUCUAACUUUGCCAUCAUGGGUAAAGGUAAAAAAUUACAUGGGUCUUAUGGAAAACAUUGUCUUAGAAUGGUUAAUUACUUAUUCGAAAACGGAUUCCAUGAAAAAAUUAAGGUCCGGAAAACUUAUCGGUGAAAUAGUUAGAGUAAUGAGAGAUAAAAUGGAUGGAAGAUUAAAUCCCGAUAGAAAAGUAUUUGCUUACUUUAGUCAUGAGCAAACGUUAAUUGAUUUUUUACAUACAUUGGGAAUGAAAAAUCUUUUUAAACCUAGUUAUGGAGCUUCAGCUUUUAUUGAAUUACACAAAAUCAAAGAAGAAUUCUACGUAAAAAUAAUGUACACUAAAACCUAUGACACUCCAGAUAUUCUAUCUCUAGAAAUGGAAAACCAAAGAAUUUUUUUACCGACAUUAGAAGAUUUUAUAAUAUCAACAGAAAAUUAUGUACCAAAAAACUGGGAAAAAGAAUGCCAGCUUAAAUAACAUUUGACUAAUAACAAUUUAAAUGUAUAUGUAUAUAUUAAUCAUUUUUAAACCCUACUUUUAAUUAUAUUUUAAUAGUAU